This is a messenger RNA of Limulus polyphemus (Atlantic horseshoe crab), 334 nucleotides long. RefSeq names its product kinesin heavy chain-like. Gene Ontology annotation, biological process: microtubule-based movement. Gene Ontology annotation, molecular function: microtubule binding; microtubule motor activity; ATP binding. The transcript has 4 exons. Lineage: Eukaryota; Metazoa; Arthropoda; Merostomata; Xiphosura; Limulidae. The coding region runs from base 17 to 283 and encodes 88 amino acids. The record is from RefSeq and is a predicted model, not a curated record.
UUAUUUAGAUGUCCUUAUGGGCUACAAUGGGACAAUUUUUGCUUAUGGCCAGACUUCUAGUGGAAAGACACACACUAUGGAGGGUAUUCUGGAUAGUGCUGUGUUACAAGGUAUCAUUCCAAGAAUUGUCAAUGACAUCUUUAAUUAUAUUUACACAAUGGAGGAAAAUGUUGAAUUUCACAUCAAGUUUCCAAGACGAACCUAUCAGUUCACGAAGAUAAAAAUCGUGUUCCAUAUGUCAAGGGAGUAUCGGAACGAUUCGUCACCACUCCUGAAGAAGUAAUGGAAGUGAUUGAUGAAGGAAAAUCUAAUAGGCACAUUGCUGUGACCAGUA